AUGUCGAAGUGCUGGAAUACAGAGAGGAACCAAACAGAUAAAAAUCCUUGCCUGCACGGAGCUUACCUUCAGCUAAGGGAGACAGUCAAAAACAAGUCAACACAUCUAAAGAAGCCACUGAUGAAACAGGCUCCCCCUUGGAAAGACCAUCUCGUCUUCCAACCUCUCCAUCCUGCAGAGAGGAAAACCCAAGUUUGGUGUUGGCAGUCAGGUAAUUCAUCAGAUCUGGAAACCACCUCAUCAGCAUCCCCCUGGCCGACUGGAAGCAACCGUGACGUUGUGCUGAACGCACUUGCAGAGUCGUGCUGUGGUCUCUCUGAGCUCAUCACAGCACCUCCCUAUGCAGGAGUUUCAAUUCAAGGAUUUAGCCAAAUUUGGGUGCUAUUUCCCUUGGGGGGGACUUUUCAUCACAAUGAGAAGGAUGUCUUAGGACUCCAGGACAUUGAGAGGGAGGAAGUCUCUACAAGUCAAAGCAGGAAUAUCAGCCUUCUUACACUUGGACAACUCCAAAACUGUGUGAUUGGCAAAUCGACAAUCAUUGGUUUGUUGACUGAACAUCUGUUAGUUGUAAGGCACGGUGUCAUAUGCUUUCCUUGGGGCUUGCCUUCAAGCAGCUAA
Messenger RNA from Pongo pygmaeus (Bornean orangutan), 618 nucleotides. Its product is annotated as talanin. Lineage: Eukaryota; Metazoa; Chordata; Mammalia; Primates; Hominidae. The record is from RefSeq and is a predicted model, not a curated record.